GCACGGGAGACUUCCGCGCCGCGCACGAGACCCCACCCGCAGGUCCGCCUCCCUCCCCGAGCCCGACCAGCCACAAGUAAACGGAGACGAAAUCCAUCCACCCGCGGGACGGCAGGAGCAAGCAGACGACGGGAGGGAGAGAUCUCCGGGCUCCACGCAUCCACUACCACUCGUCCCGAUCCGGAUCCCGAUCCCGAUCCGAUCAGCUCUGAGAUCGCGAUGGCGGACGGCCGAUGCUGCACGUUCCUCGAGAUCCUCCUCGCCAUCAUCCUCCCGCCGCUCGGCGUCUUCCUCCGAUUCGGCUGCUGCAGGAUUGAGUUCUGCAUCUGCCUGCUGCUCACAAUCCUUGGCUAUAUCCCUGGAAUGAUCUACGCAAUCUAUGUCCUUGUUGCUCUCGACUCUGACCGGCAUGAGAGGGAAUACUAUACCCUUGCUUAGUGCAUCUGGUUGUGCCAGGCCUCAAUCUUUAGUUCUUUACGGCGCACAGUUGAGUUGAAUCAGUAUUUUCAUGUGGAUUGUCUGACAUGGUAUAACCGGCGAUGGGUAACCAAGUGUUCUGGUCCAGUGCUAUCUCUUUCUUACCCAACUUGUGACCUAUUUACUCUCUAUUUGGUCCAGUUAUUCAAUCUGUAAUUGUGAUACUAGAAGAGAAUAAGAUGUACCUGUAUUUCUGAGAGCAAUUGUGAUUUGUAAUUGGUGCUACCUUGUUUAUAUAUUGCAAUAUUCCCUAUUUGUUUACUGAUGUACUCCCUCCACUCCAAAUUCUAAGUCGUUUUGGCUUCUCUAGACAUAGUGUAUAGUGUAUAUCUAAAUGCAUAGGAAAUCUAUGUAUCUAGAAAACUGAGAACAUCAUAUAAUUUGGAUUGGAGUAAUGGUUUAUCAUUUUUUUUAUUUA
Sorghum bicolor (sorghum) is the source of this 895-nucleotide messenger RNA. Its product is annotated as hydrophobic protein OSR8. Gene Ontology annotation, cellular component: membrane. The record is from RefSeq and is a predicted model, not a curated record. Lineage: Eukaryota; Viridiplantae; Streptophyta; Magnoliopsida; Poales; Poaceae. Bases 220 to 438 code for a protein of 72 amino acids. The transcript has 2 exons.